Messenger RNA from Spinacia oleracea (spinach), 4199 nucleotides. Its product is annotated as DNA-directed RNA polymerases IV and V subunit 2. Gene Ontology annotation, molecular function: ribonucleoside binding; DNA binding; DNA-directed RNA polymerase activity. Gene Ontology annotation, biological process: DNA-templated transcription. The record is from RefSeq and is a predicted model, not a curated record. The transcript is spliced from 9 exons. NCBI's taxonomy places the organism in Eukaryota, Viridiplantae, Streptophyta, Magnoliopsida, Caryophyllales, Amaranthaceae. The coding region runs from base 303 to 3944 and encodes 1213 amino acids.
CACCCAAAGACGGAAAACCCCCCAAACGAGACGGAGCUUCAUUUUUCACUCAUCAAUGGUGUUUUAUGCUCUCUUCUGACAGUCUGACACCCUCAACCACCCCUUUUUCUCUCUCCUCCACGCUGAAUCGGCAGCAUUCUCUCUCCACUGUGUGUACUUCUGUUACACUGAGAAAGUUGAAAGAAAAAUAAUCCCUAUUUUCUAUCUCCUCAUUCUGGGUUUAAGCUUUGAAGAAUCAGCAUCUUUCACUCUCCACUUUGCGAGACUUACUCUCUCCUCAGUUGUGGGUCUAAUCUUUGAAGAUGGGACUUGGGGGGAAAGAUGGCCAGGGCACCAGUAGCAAGUCUAGAAAUGAUAAAGAGCCGUUUGAUGGUAUUGACUUAGAGAUGCUGUGGGAUGACGUGGAUAUGGAAUCAGACGAAGAUGGUGAUCUCAUGGACUUGGACCUACACGACCUUGGUGAAGCUUCCGUAAUGAGCUUUUGCAAGAAAGCUUCAGCAGCCUUCUUCAAGCAACAUGGUCUUAUCAGUCACCAAAUCAACUCGUACAACAACUUUGUUACCAAUGGGAUUCAACGAGUGUUUGACGCCAUUGAGGAAAUUUCUGUGAAUCCAGGGUAUGAUCCCUCGAAGAAAGGUGAAGGGGGAUGGAGAUAUGCCUCUGUGAAAUUCGGGAAGGUUGAGCUUGAGUAUCCGAUGUUUUGGACGGGUGAAAAGUUUCACGCAGAAGGAGGGAAAGACUAUAUGAAGUUGCUUCCUCGACAUGCUCGUCUUCAGAACAUGACGUAUUCUGCAAGGUUGAAAGUUGAGACCCGCCUUCAGAUAUAUACCCAAGAGAAGGUCAAAAGUGACAAAUUUAAAACUGGGAAGUCAGAGUACAUAGACAGGACGGUCUUGAAAGAUGAAACGACAGAAGUCAUUGUUGGUAGGGUCCCUGUGAUGGUGAACUCUGAUAUUUGCUGGAUGAGUAAAGUUGAGAAAGGUGACUGUGAAUUUGAUCAUGGAGGGUACUUUAUAGUCAAGGGUGCUGAGAAGACAUUUAUUGCACAAGAGCAGAUCUGCUUGAAGAGGCUUUGGAUUUCUAAUGAACCCUACUGGAAGGUUGCUUACCGGUCUGAAUUCAAGAGGAGAAGGGUGCAUGUCAAGUUAGUAGAGAAUCCAAAAGCUGAAAACAUCCAAGGAGGAGAAAAAGUUAUCAGUGUGUACUUCUCGAUUAUUGAAGUUCCUAUUUGGAUACUUUUCUUUGCCCUCGGGGUAUCAUCUGACAAGGAGGUGGUGGAGUUGAUUGAUUGCAGCACGGAUGAUGGCCGCAUCAGUAAUAUUCUCUUUGCAUCCAUUCAUGAUGCUGAUGAGAAGUGUGAUGGAUUUCGUCGUGGUGCCAAAGCUAUGGAGUAUAUUGACCAAAUGAUAAGAGAAUCCAAAUUCCCUCCAGACGAGACCACUGCAGAAUAUCUUGGCAAAUACCUUUUCCCUAGUCUUUCUGGGAAUAAGCAGAAGGCCCGCUUUCUUGCGUACAUGGUGAAGUGCCUCUUGCAAGCAUUUUCUGGCAGAAGAAAGUGUGAUAACAGAGAUGACUUCAGAAACAAGCGGCUGGAGUGUGCUUCUGAGCUGUUGGAGAGGGAGCUUAGGGUGCAUAUGAGGCAUGCUGAGAAGAGGAUGGUGAAGGCUAUGCAGCGGGACCUCUAUGGGGAACGUGAUCUGCAGUCCAUCGAGCACUAUUUGGAUGCUUCAAUUGUCACGAAUGGUCUGACUCGGUCGUUCUCUACCGGGGCUUGGGCACAUCCUUUCAAGAGGGCAGAAAGGGUUUCCGGGGUAGUUGCCAAUCUCAGGCGAACUAACCCGCUGCAGACUAUCUGUGAUAUGAGGAAGACCCGGCAGCAGGUUUCCUACACAGGGAAGGUCGGGGAUGCCAGAUACCCGCACCCAUCUCACUGGGGGAAGAUUUGCUUCCUGUCUACACCGGACGGUGAGAACUGCGGACUUGUGAAGAAUAUAGCUGCUACUGGACUUGUCAGUAGCAGCAUUUCCAAGGAGGAACGGGUCUCGCUGCUUGAAACUCUGCUUCGGUGCGGAAUGGACAGAUUAGUGCACGACUCUUCUACUUCGCUGAGUGGGAAGGACAAAGUUCUCGUGGAUGGUGAGUGGGUUGGGGUAUGUUCUGAUUCCCUCAAAGUUGUUGAAGAAUUAAGAAGGAAGCGUCGUAGGAAGCGCUUGCCAUGCCAGGUUGAAAUCAAAAGAGAUGUUCAGAAUGCCGAAGUGCGGAUAUUCUGUGACGCUGGAAGAAUCCUCCGACCUCUUUUAGUUGUUGAAAAUUUGAAGAGGAUAAAGCUACUGAAAGGGGAUGAAUAUUCCUUCGAGACACUUCUGGACAAGGGAAUAAUUGAUCUGAUCGGCACUGAAGAGGAAGAAGAUUGCCGCACAGCAUGGGGAAUUAGGCUCCUGUAUGAAGAUAAGGGAAAGGGCCCUGUCAAGUACUCCCACUGUGAGCUUGACAUGUCAUUCUUAUUGGGGGUAAGUUGUGGUAUAAUCCCAUUUGCUAACCAUGACCAUGCAAGGAGGGUUCUCUAUCAAUCCGAGAAACAUUCUGGGCAAGCAAUAGGGUAUUCAAGCACAAAUCCCAACAUCAGAGUUGAUACCUUGUCCCACCAGAUGUAUUACCCUCAGAGACCUCUGUUCCGGUCGGUGAUUUCUGAUUGCCUUGGAAAGGCCGAGCAUUCAUUAGGCCGCAACCAGAUACUACCAAAUGUUGAAUUCUUUAAUGGUCAAAAUGGUAUUGUUGCAGUGAAUGUCCACCUCGGAUAUAAUCAAGAAGAUUCCUUGGUCAUGAAUCGGGCCUCCCUGGAACGAGGGAUGUUUAGGACCGAUCACAUCAGGAGUUACAAGGCUGAAGUUGACAACAAGGAAUCAUCAGAAAAGAGGCGGAAGUUUGAAGAUACUGUUAGUUUUGGGAAGAUGCAGAGCAAAUUAGGACGGGUUGACAAUCUUGAUGAUGAUGGCUUUCCAUACAUUGGAGCAAACCUGCAAAGUGGAGAUAUCAUUAUUGGGAGGUGUGCCGAAUCUGGAACGGAUCAUAGUGUGAAGCUCAAGCAUACAGAGAGAGGGAUGGUACAAAAAGUGGUCUUGUCAGCAAAUGACGAUGGGAAGAAUUUUGCUGUUGUUUCACUUAGACAGGUUCGUUCACCAUGUCUUGGUGACAAGUUUUCGUCCAUGCACGGUCAAAAGGGUGUUCUGGGAUAUCUGGAGUCACAAGAGAAUUUUCCUUUCACCAAACAGGGGAUAGUGCCAGAUAUUGUGAUCAAUCCUCAUGCAUUUCCUUCUAGGCAAACUCCUGGCCAACUACUGGAGGCUGCCCUUGGGAAAGGUAUUGCUUGUGGUGGCUCAUUGAGAUAUGCUACCCCGUUCUCUACUCUUUCUGUUGAAGCCAUAACGGAGCAGCUUCACAGGGCUGGAUUCUCAAGAUGGGGAAACGAAAGGGUGUAUAAUGGUAGAACAGGAGAGAUGAUCCGUACCCUGAUAUUCAUGGGCCCCACCUUCUAUCAACGCCUGAUCCAUAUGUCUGAGGACAAAGUGAAGUUUCGCAAUACGGGUCCUGUCCAUCCUCUGACAAGGCAACCAGUAGCGGACAGGAAACGGUUCGGGGGUAUCAAGUUUGGGGAGAUGGAAAGAGAUUGUCUGAUCGCACAUGGUGCUUCAGCCAACCUUCAUGAGCGGCUCUUCACUCUGAGUGACUCAUCCCACAUGCAUGUUUGCAGGAAGUGCAAGAACCUCGCUAAUGUCAUACAAAGGACGGUCCCAGGUGGCAAAAAGAUCCGAGGGCCAUACUGCAGAUUCUGUGAAUCAGUUGAUGAAGUUGUGAAGGUGAGUGUGCCAUACGGCGCAAAGCUGUUGUGUCAGGAGCUAUUUAGCAUGGGCAUCUCUCUUAGGUUCGAUACCCAGCUUUGUUAGCUUUGUUGAUAAUGCUGUGAAUAGAUGCUCCUCGUUAAUUAAAGCCCAAUCCAUUAGACAUUUUAGAUCUAAUCAGUUUUUACAUGAACCUUUUGAAUCUCUUCUGUCAAAUCCUGUAAGAAAAGGAGAAGCAGUCAUUUUAAGUUGAUGCUGGGCUGCCUAUGUGAAGGCAUGUAAGACUCGUUCUAGAGCCAAGAGCUUGAUACUAUGAAUGAAUGAAUGAAUGAAUGACCAGAAAACUGGAUUGGUGGCUAA